Cyprinus carpio (common carp) is the source of this 710-nucleotide messenger RNA. RefSeq lists its product as uncharacterized. Lineage: Eukaryota; Metazoa; Chordata; Actinopteri; Cypriniformes; Cyprinidae. The record is from RefSeq and is a predicted model, not a curated record. The transcript is spliced from 4 exons. The coding region runs from base 138 to 698 and encodes 186 amino acids.
UUUGACCCUUUCGUUGUUGUAGUUGUCCGGCCUUUUAACAGUUUGUCACGUCUGUAAGUUACACAACGUCGUUUGAAAACUUUUGUUUCCAGCCAAUGUAACGUUAUGUGUGCAUGUAUUAAAGCGUUUUUCAUUCAAUGUUACAGGAAGCUGUAAGGCGCCUUCACAAUUCGGAAAACAACCCACAUAAAUAUGAUCCACAAACUGGAAUAAGUUUGCCUCGUAACCAAGCAGUCAUGACUUAUCAGCUAGAGGAAUUGAAAACAACUUUUGCAGAUGCAGACCCUGAGUGUAUACAAGCGUGUUGCAAGACAUACUUUGAAACACUUCGGAGAAAGUACAAUUUGUCUCAGCCAGAAAAGUCCCAGCUAAGAGAUGCCAUUAAAACAGGAGCUAAAAACCGACAAAGGAAAAGACGGUUGCUGGAUUCCAGGUCCAAGGUUGUUCAAACGGAUGCAGAGAGAGAGCUUUGGCAGACUGCAACAGUGGAGCUGAUGUCUGACGAGGAGGAUGCCAUUGUUGAUGGAAGGCCAGUGUGGAUUGUGAGGUCUCCAUCUCACAGGAACCCACAAUUGUCAGAACUUUGUGAGGAGCUUCAGCGCAGAUUGGAGGCAGACAUGCGCUACACUAUUUUGCAUCAUCAGCGUGUUAAGGCUGAUGGAAAUGGACAUGAUGGACCUUCCUUUCUUCAACUUUAACUAAACUGCACU